AUGAAGUCGCUCUCUGCCGCUCUUCUGGCGCUCGCCGCUCCGGCUUACGCCGGUCUGCGGUUCCCAUGCUCGACGCUCAUCUACCAGCGGCUCGAUCCUGCGGGCCAGCCGGGCGCGUUCCCCUCGGCGCAUGUGCACCACAUUGUCGGCGGCAACGCCUUCAACGUGACGAUGACCGGCGACGUGUCCUCGCGGGCGUCGUGCACGACGUGCCAGAUGUCGGAGGACUUCUCCAACUACUGGACGGCGGUGCUCUACUUCAAGAGCCCAGACAACGGCAGCUACCACCGCGUGCCCAACAUCCCCGUGCAGCCCCUGCUGGGCGGCUCCAAUGGCGCCGAGGGCGGACUGACGGUGUACUACACGCAGUACGAUCUGUCGCGCGACAACCUCAAGCAGCAGCCCGUGACGGCGUUCCCGCCCGGGUUCCGCAUGACGGUCGGCAGCCCCGCCAGCAAGACGCGCAACCACAUCGGCCUUAGCUACCAGUGCAUGUCCGGUGGCAGCCGCGGCACCAUCACGGCCGACAUGCCGACCAAGCAGUGCUCGGGUGGCAUCUUCACGACGCACCACUUCCCGGCCUGCUGGGACGGCAAGAACCUGGACAGCCCCGACCACCAGUCGCACAUGUACAACACGGUCAACUCAGACGGAUUUACGAACGCGGCGGCCUGCCCGUCGUCGCACCCGGUGCGCGUGCCGCAGGUGACGUUCGAGACGGUCUGGGACACGAGCAAGUUCAACAGCCAGUGGAAGAGCGGCGCGCCCAACCCGUUUGUGUGGAGCUUCGAGGGCAACAGCUACGGCACGCACGCCGACUACAUGUUUGGGUGGAAGGGCGACGCGCUGCAGCGGGCGAUGAACAAGUCGGAGUGCUUCUACGACGGCUGCGGCUCGAUUAAGAAGCAGCAGAUGUCGGUGGCCAACCAGUGCAAGAUCAAGGACAUUGUCAAGGAGGACACGUUGGGCUGGCUCACGGAGCUUCCCGGCUGGGGAUCGUCGAUGUCGAUGUAA
Molecule: messenger RNA, 1014 nt
Organism: Sporothrix brasiliensis 5110
Lineage: Eukaryota; Fungi; Ascomycota; Sordariomycetes; Ophiostomatales; Ophiostomataceae
Exons: 2
Coding region: 1-1014 (337 amino acids)
Source: RefSeq, a predicted model, not a curated record